Messenger RNA from Mesoplodon densirostris (Blainville's beaked whale), 519 nucleotides. RefSeq names its product transmembrane protein 91 (gene TMEM91). Gene Ontology annotation, cellular component: membrane; intracellular membrane-bounded organelle. NCBI's taxonomy places the organism in Eukaryota, Metazoa, Chordata, Mammalia, Artiodactyla, Ziphiidae. The record is from RefSeq and is a predicted model, not a curated record. The transcript has 3 exons. The coding region runs from base 1 to 519 and encodes 172 amino acids.
AUGGACAACCCCAGUCUUCCAGAGCUCCAACAGCCUCUGCUGGUGGGUGUAGGCGGUGAGCCCCCUGUCCAGAAGCCUGGCGAGCCUGAGCCAGGGCCUCCCUUUCGAGAGACAGCCUUUGCAGAAUCACUGAGGGGUUGGCAGUUCCUGCCACCAUCUCUUCCUUCUGUGAGUGCUGUACUGGGGGAGCCAGGGCUCCCCGACCUUGAGGAUGUGUCAUCCAGUGACAGUGACUCGGACUGGGAUGGGGGCGGCCUUCUCUCCCCACUCCUACCCCACGACCACCUUGGCUUGGCUGUCUUCUCCAUGCUGUGCUGUUUCUGGCCUGUGGGCAUUGCCACCUUCUGCCUGGCCCAGAAGACCAACAAGGCUUGGGCCGAGGGGGACGUCCAGGGGGCAAGGGCCGCCUCCCGCCGCGCCUUCCUGCUGGGGGUCCUGGCUGUCGGGCUGGGCGUGUGCACGUACGCGGCCGCCCUGGUGAGCCUGGCCGCUUACCUCGCCUCCCGGGACCCGCCCUAG